AUGAAUACGGAGACUGUUGCUGAACGUCGUAGAAAGGUUCUCGUUGGAGAGCUUCCACCUCAUUUCCUUCGUCUCGCUGUUCCAGUUCAACAAGUUGCGGAGCCAGAGGUUGUCCAACCUCGUCUCGUCAGCUUCGUUCCACCAAAUACCCGCGGACGUCUCUCUGUCACGAUCCUUGAAGCCAACCUCGUCAAAAACUAUGGAUUGGUUCGUAUGGAUCCGUACUGCCGCGUCCGCGUGGGAAACGUUGCAUUUGACACGAAUGUCGCUGCCAACGCUGGUCGCUCUCCAACAUGGAAUCGUACUCUCAACGCAUAUCUCCCAAUGAAUGUCGAGAGUAUUUACAUUCAAAUCUUCGACGAGAAGGCAUUCGGACCAGAUGAAGUCAUCGCAUGGGCUCAUGUCAUGCUUCCAUUGCCAAUCUUCAACGGAGACAAUCUCGAUGAAUAUUUCCAAUUGUCGGGACAACAAGGAGAGGGAAAAGAGGGAAUGAUUCAUCUUCAUUUCUCGUUCGCUCCAAUCGAUUUGCCACUCCAACCGGAGGUUCAACCAGAGCCAGAGGCUGCUCCAGUUCCACUUCCAGUGGAGAUCACGGAAGAAGACACGAAGGAGAUUCAGGAAAUGUUCCCAACUGUCGACAAGGAGGUCAUCAAGUGUAUUCUGGAGGAGAGAAGAGGUGACAAGGAAGCCGCAGUCAGUGCAAUUCUCGAGAUGACAGCUGCCGCUGAAACCCCAACCGCUUAA
Molecule: messenger RNA, 744 nt
Organism: Caenorhabditis remanei
Lineage: Eukaryota; Metazoa; Nematoda; Chromadorea; Rhabditida; Rhabditidae
Exons: 6
Coding region: 1-744 (247 amino acids)
Biological process (GO): ubiquitin-dependent protein catabolic process
Cellular component (GO): cytoplasm
Molecular function (GO): ubiquitin conjugating enzyme binding; ubiquitin binding
Source: RefSeq, a predicted model, not a curated record